AUGUCGAGUGAAUUCAUCCCAGCGGGCAUCUCCAACAACGUCGCCGCCGCUGGCUCCAACGGUGAUGCUAGCCCUCGUCGUCAGUCUGCAGUGAGCCUUCCCAAGGGUGCCGCAAACGCUCGUCCCGCCGCUGCUAUCAACUUUGGCUCCGUGCACGACCAGAACGCUAUGCUCUCCUCCUCGCCUGCUGCACAGCCCAGUUCUGGUCAACAUCUUCACGGCGAAAAACCCACCGUCUUUGGCUCGGUCGCCGCACACGACCCGCAGUCCAAGAAGACCACCAUCGGAUUCGCAGGCGCAAAGUCGGACUCGGCUCCCCUCGCCGCCAACACCACCCCUGCCAAGACCAUGGACUUUCAAAAGCUUUUUCAGGGCUCGACCUCAAACUCGAACUCGGGCUCGGGGUCAGGCUUGUCCGCCCCCUCCCAGCCUACCGCCUCCAACCCAGCCGCUUCGCUCGCACCAUCCAGCGCUGCUCCCGCUGCUCCCGCUGCUCCCGCUGCUCCUUCCACUCCACAGUCCAGUGCGCCUUCGCACAACCAUGCUGGCGCUCGACAUGCCUCGGCCAACUUGAGGCCGCCCUCCGGCACCCCUCACCACCCUGGCGCUAGACCCUUUGAGCCCCAACGCUCGCCAUCGGCGCACCAGCCUUCGCCCUCCCGCAUCGCUUCCCAGGGUCCUCCUCAUCAGCCCUUCCAUGCUCAUCCGCAACCCGGCUCGCAGCAGCCCCGUUCUCCUCAUAUGGCCAACGCUGUGCCCAUGCAGCCCAUGCAGCCCAUCGGAGGUCCAUGGCAGCACCAACAGCCCAUGGGCUAUGCGCCACCCCAGUACGGCUACCAUCCCGGCUACGGCUACCAGCCCGUUCCACAGCACUGGCAGCAGCAGCCACAACCGCAGCCGCAGCCUGGCUACGAUCUGGGCACGCCCCGCUCGCCUCGUCACGCCAACGUCGGCUCCUCGCCCAUGGGCCCCAACGGUCUUCCUGGCACUCCCAACAUGCCUCCCUCCACGCCACUCUCGGCUCGAGGCGCCAAUGUGCCCCCUUCUCCCUCCACCGCCCAUAGCAAUGUUGCUUCGCCCGCCCAUCAGCCCCUCUCACUCGCCCAGACUGGUCGUCCGCCAAGCUUCAACCCCGCCGCCACCUACGUUCACCACUCGCCCUCGCACUCGUACAGCAACCCUAUGAGUCCCGCAGCGCGUCAGUUUGAGCCCCAGCAGAAGAGGCAGAGCGCCGCGAUUCGUAUCGUCAACCCCGAGACCCAGGCGGCCGUAGAUCUUCAGAGCAUCCAGAGGACCCCUUCCAGCUCGCAAAAGUCGACGCCCGCUCCAGCUCCCGCCUCGGCCACCAGCUCGCCCAGCGUUUCCAAAGCUUCCCCCGCCAUUCUCACGCCCGCCAAGAGCAACCCUGUUCGCAUGGAGACCCAAGAAGCUUUCCUCGCCCGUAUCAAGGCCGACGCCGAAAAGAAAAAGGCCGAGCACGACGGCACUGCCAAGGAUGCCGAUGCCGAAAAGAAGCUGGCGGAUGACAAGGCCAAGGCCGAUGCUGAAGCAAAGAAGAAGGCAGAUGACGAGGCAGCGGCUGCCAAGGAGGCCACCGCCAAGAAGGACGCCGAAGAAAAGGCUACGGCCGAGCGCAAAGCUGCCGAAGAGGCGCAAGCCAAGGCCAAAGCCGAGCAGCAACAGCGCGAAGAGAAGCUCAAGGAGCAAGCCGAGGCCAAAGCCAAGGUAGAAGCUGAGGCUCAAAAGGCUGAACAAGCAAACAAGGCCCAGGAGGAGGCCGAGGCCAAGGCCAAGGCAGAUGCUGCUGCUGCCACUGCUGCUGAAGCCCAGUCCUCUGCCGAAGAGGCCAAGCCCAAGCCGACUCCCAUCGAUACCGAAAAGGCUUCGCAGCACCAGGACGGCGACAACAAGGACGCUGCAGGCAUGCGUAGCUCUGUCGCCGACGUCGAGCGCAUGGCUCGCGAGGCUUCCUCCGUGCCUCCCUCGAGCCUGGAUGCCCCCAAGACGCCUGGUCUGCCACCGACGCCUCGCACACCCGGAACCCCUGGCUUUGCCGGUCUUCCAGCCAAGCCUUUGAGCACCCUCGGUACUCCUGCCAACGGCAUCAAGCUCGACAGCGAGGCUCUCGAGAAGAAGAAAAAGGUCUCCACCAUCGAGUCCACCGGCGCCGCUGCUUCGCAGCAUGCUCCCAAGGCCGAGAGCUCUUCCUCCGGCGCCUCCUCUUCGCUGACAUCUGCCAAGUUCAUCGACAACUUCAGCAAGGUCAGCUACCCCACCAACAUCAACUCGCCCAAAUCCGAGCUCAACGAGUCGGCCGAGCCAGGCAAGUUCCGUUACGACCGAGACUUUUUGCUGCAGUUCAUGAACGUCUACACCGAAAAGCCCAUCGAUCUACCACCACUGGCCUCGAUCGGAAUGGAGAGCGGCGGCAUGGGCGCCAGCUCCCGUCUCAACCGACGUGCCUCGGCCAUGGGCCCUCCUGCUGCUCCUGGACGAGCACAAGGCCUCGGCAUCAGCAGUUCCUCCAGCUUCGGCGGCAAGGGUGGCAUCGGCUCGUUCAGCCACCCCCCCAAGACCAGCGAGGAGCGCUUCGCCGCUGCCUCUGGCCCACGUGGUGGUGCCAUGGGUGCGUUUGGCCCCAUGGGUUCGUUCAAUGCUGGCGCUCGAUCGCAACCGCUCUCGCGAACUGGCAGUGGCAGCACCGCUCUGCCAUCUCGUGACAUGAUGGGCACUGGUAUCCCCAACGGUGGCCGCACAAAGAGCAAUCGUGGCCGACAACGCGAUCCCAACUCGAGUCGUGGCCCUCAGGUCAACCCUCCCGAGAAGGGCGGUCCUACCAUUCCUCUCGACCAGGUCGUCCCGCUGGCCAACUCGGAGAACCGAUGGAGCCGUGGUGCUUCGGUCAAGGCUGAUUCGCCUGAAAUGGUGCAGCGAAAGGUCAAGGCGUUGCUUAACAAGCUCACUCUCGAAAAGUUCGACUCGAUCUCGAACCAGAUCCUCGAGUGGGCCAACAAGUCGGUCUCUGAGCAAGAUGGCCGCACGUUGCGCCAGGUCAUUCAGCUCAUCUUCGAAAAGGCCACCGACGAGGCUGCCUGGUCCGAGAUGUACGCCCGACUCUGCCGAAAGCUCAUGGACGAGGUCAGUCCCGAUGUCAAGGACGAGAACCUUGUUACUUCAGACGGCGAGCCCGUUGUCGGUGGUUUGCUCUUCCGAAAGUACCUGGUUAACCGUUGUCAGGAGGAUUUCGAGCGUGGCUGGGCUCAGCGCGACACUGCCGUCGCCGCUGCAAAGUCCAAGGAGGCUGAGGACAAGGCCAAGAAGGACAUCAACGAAAAGGCCGAGGCUGAGGCCAAGGCUGCCGAAGAACGUGGCGAGAAGCCAUCCGCUGAGCCCAAAGAGGCCGAGCUCCUGUCGGACGAGUACUACGAGGCGCAAAAGGCCAAACGUCGAGGUCUCGGUCUUGUUCGUUUCAUCGGUGAACUGUUCAAGCUGAGCAUGUUGACGGAACGUAUCAUGCACGUCUGCAUCAAGAAGCUGCUCGCCAACGCCACCGACCCCGAAGAGGAGGAGAUCGAAUCUCUCUGCAAGCUCAUGACCACCGUGGGUAAGCUGCUCGACACCGAAAAGGCUCGUGGACACAUGGAUGUCUACUUCCAGCGCAUGAAGGAGAUGUCUACCAAUGAGGCUGCCAUCAACUCGCGCAUGCGCUUCAUGCUCAUCGACGUGAUCGAAUUGCGCGAAUCGAGGUGGAUCCCACGCCACGAUAACUCAGCGCCCAAGACCAUCGCUCAGAUCCACGCCGAGGCUGCCAAGCAGAAGCAGCAGCAGGAUGCUGAGAACGCGAUGCGUGCACGUGGCGGUCCCAUCUCACGCGGCAGCUCCAAGCGUGGUCAGGCUCGUGGCGACGGUCCCGAUGGCUGGAGCACCGUGGGCGGUGUCGCACCACCACCGCGUCCCAGCAAAGCCGGCGAUCUCUCUCACUUUGGCAAGAUCGAGCGGGGCUCUUCGGGACGGCCGCUCUCGUUCGGCCCCUCGACCAUGCUCGGCAAAAAGAACCAGGGCAAGGGAUCCGAGGACGGCAGCCAGCCUCCUACGCGCACCAGCUCGCAGACCAACAUGUUUUCGUUGCUCAACCAGGCCGGCGAAGGCGAUGCUGCACCGAGCGAGGAGCCUCAGCGACCGAGGCUCAACCUUGCUCCGCGCACUAAGCCUUUGCCUGGCGCCGAUAAGGACGGCGAGGGCGAGGCCGAGGCCGGACAGGAGAGCUCCAAGUCGACCGAGAUGUCGGACGAGGAGGCCAAGAACAAGAUCAACAACGAUAUUAAGGAAUUCAUGCAUGUCAAGGAUGUCAACGAAGCUCUCGAGGCAUUCAAAGCUUUGCCAUCAUCACGACAAUCGCAAUUCGUCGAGACCAUCAUUGGCAGCACCAUCGAGAAGAAAAAGGACGACGUUGCCAACGUGGCUGCGCUCUUUGCCAAGCUCAGCGAGGAGGGGUACCUGGACGAAGACACCGCGUUCAAGGGCUUUGAGCCUCACAUGGAGUUCCUCGACGAUGCAGCCAUCGAUGUUCCUGCCAUCUACUCGUUUGUUGCGGACCUUCUGGUCGGCGCCAAGCUGUCGCAGGAAAAGAUCGAGGAGUUGGCUGGCAAGAUUGAGGGAGACGGUGUCAAAACACCCAAGGACAAGCUCCUCGAAAAGGUUGCUGCUGCACGAGGAUGA
Molecule: messenger RNA, 4719 nt
Organism: Mycosarcoma maydis (corn smut)
Lineage: Eukaryota; Fungi; Basidiomycota; Ustilaginomycetes; Ustilaginales
Exons: 1
Coding region: 1-4719 (1572 amino acids)
Cellular component (GO): eukaryotic translation initiation factor 4F complex
Molecular function (GO): protein binding; translation initiation factor activity; mRNA binding
Source: RefSeq, a predicted model, not a curated record